Messenger RNA from Closterium sp. Naga37s-1, 6351 nucleotides. The record is from the annotation of a GenBank genome assembly. NCBI's taxonomy places the organism in Eukaryota, Viridiplantae, Streptophyta, Zygnematophyceae, Desmidiales, Closteriaceae.
AUGACGGUCGCUGUCGUUCCGCUAGAAGUGGGAAGCCGAGAAACGGGCGAGCCACGGCCGGGAGUCGCGCAGCAGCAGUCGAGAGGCACGGAGCAGAGAAGCCAGAGCGGCACGGCGAGGAUUCAGGCUGAUGGUGAUACGGAGAUACCGCACCCGCAGGGAAUUGCUGAGGAAGCAGUAAAAUUGGAUGUGGUCGAAGCAACGGGUUCAAGGAAGGUGGCGGAGCCUUUGUCAGAAGCCACGGGUUCGGCUACUAUCGAGGGUUCGGGGCAAGUUGGCGGUGCUGCGCCGGUAGAUGCGGGCGCAAUUGCGGCGCAAGCGGGUGCGGCGCAAGCAGGGUCCCCAACAGAAGCUGGGCCGCGCAGGACUGGGCGUCAAGAGGCGGCGCUUGGGGCAAGCGGCGCAGGGGAGCCGGGAAAGGUUGGGGGAACUGUGGGGGAAGGAAGAGAGGAGCGGCCCGUAGCGGGAGCAACGGCAACGGUAGAUCCCACAGUAGCAGAUACAGCAGCUGCGGGAACUGCAGCGGCGGAAAGAGCAGCAGCAGAGACAGCAGCCGCAGCGGAAGCAGCAGCAGGAGCAGCUGCUGCAGCGAAAGCCAGCCAAGCAGAGUCUUUCUUUGACGACGAUGACGCGGAAUCUGCGCGGCCAGUGCGCGUGAUCCCCCCCGGGCUAGACGCGUACAAGCGGGAAUACUUUAACAAACAGAGGGCGGCGGAAGGAAACGAACCCCCCGCGGGGGUGAUCCCCGCGGGAGUGCCCAUCCCCCCUUCGGGAGUAGCGUACGCUGGCGCGGUGCCAGGCGCAGCAGGCGGAGCAGCUGGCGGAGCUUCCGCCAGUGUACCCGCGGAUGCGGUCGCCCCCGCGGGGGGCGCAGUCCAUGCGCCUGGCGCUGGUUUUCCGCCCAUGGGAGGAGGGCAGAUAGUAGGCGGCGCAAUGGGAGGGGCGCAGCUGGGGGAAGUGGUUGAUAUGGGGGGAAUUGGCGGAGGGAUGGGGGGGAUGGGCGGAGGGAUGCGCGGGGGAAUGACAGGCGGAAUGGUGGGCGGAAUGGGUGGUCAACCACCGGAAUGGCCUCGGAGGAGACAGACGGGCACAGAUAAAAGCAGGUACAACUAUGCCUCCGCGAAUCACGGUGCCAAAAUUGUGGACUGCAGCAGUGAGGCGAAACGACCCCAGGCCGUUUUAGACGAGGAUAAGGACAAGUACUUACGCAUCCCGUGCAGUGUAGCGAACAAGUUCCUCGUUAUAGAGCUCUCUGAGUUCCUAGCGCGGAUAGAAACGAUUGUACUAGCCAAUUACGAGUUCUACGCCUCUUCCACAAAAGACUUUGAAGUCUGGGCGAGCAGAAAUUACCCCUCGGAUCGCUGGCACUUUCUGGGAAACUUCUCAGCGCAGAGCGUGCGGACGCCCCAGGCGUUCGAGGUGACAGGCAGCGGAGAUCUAGGGGAUUCAGUGCGGUACGUAAUGGUGCGGCAGCUGUCGCACCACGGGGCGGAAUUCUUCUGUACGCUGAGUCUGGUGCGAGUGCACGGGGUGAAUGAGCUAGAUGGGCUCAGGGAGGAGAUGGAGGCAAUGACUAGGAUGAUGGGGGCGGGCAGGCAGGCCAUGCCUGCUGCUCCUCCGGGCAGGCAGGGUGUUGCUGCUGCUGCUGCUGCGCCGACGCUACCGGUGGUUCCUCAGGCGGUUAUCGCUCCAGUGGUUACCACUCCUCAAGCGGUUACCAUCCCUCAAGUGGUUACCACUCCUGAAAUGGUUACCACUCAAGAGGUUAUCACUCCACAAGUGGUUACCAUUCCCCAUGUGGUGACGGUGGGGUCUGUGGGCUUAGAUGGUUCAGUGGGUUCAGAGGGUUCCAGAGCGGUGCCAGCCCAGGCAGAGGGGUCUGAUCCACCGUCCACUGUUGGACCUUCUGAGCAAUUGCCGCCACUCUCUGUGCCCGCCGCUGCUGUUGGUGCCGCUGCAGAAGCAGCAAGCGCUGCUGCUCCCACAAGCUCUGCAUCUUUUCAUGAAUCUUCCCAACCCGUCCAGACUCCCCAUCCUCUUCCUGCCUCUCCGCCUCUCCCUCCUGCUGCUCCUUCUGCUGCUCCUCCCAAAGAUGCGGCCGCGUCUGCAGCUUCUCCUGCUGCGGCUGCUGCAGAUGCGCCUGUUGCCACUUCCAGUGAGUCAGCAGGCGCUCCAAGCAACACAGGGGCGAGUGAGGAACCUGGGAGCACAAGGGGCAGCAUGGCCGACAAUGGGAGUUCCACAGGUGCACCUGGCGCCAUCGCACAACCACCAGCUUCUGGCUCUGUCCCUUUGGGAAACUCGCCUGCUGCGGAAGCUGCCAGUGGGAAGGCCGAGGAGCAGUCUGGUGGGAGCAGUAGAGUGGGCGUAGAAGGAGGAGAAGAGGCAGGUGUGGUGUAUGGGGGGGUGGAAGAGCGAGGUGGGUUGAUCCAGCGCGGUACUGAGAGGGAGGGGGGAGGGAGCAGCGAGGGCAGCAGGGAAGGCAGCAGUAGAGUGGUGCCUGAGGAAGGAGUGGAUUCGGUAAGGAGUAUUGGUGGCAGUGGCGGCAGGAACAACAUCAGUGGUAGAGGCAACGUCACGAGCGGCAGUAGCAGCACAGGGGACAGUGGUAGCAGCAACGCCACCACAGGGAGCAAUGGAGGCUCGAUUCAGAGCGGGGGGGAAGUGGAGGGGAGGGAAGCGGAGAAGCUGAUGAUAAGUACGAAAGCAAAGGGGACAGUUGACAAGGGGAGUGUUGAGGGGAAAUCUGGUGCGGUUGCGGCAGGUGAAGCGGCUGGGGAGGAGGGGAGGACGGGGGGAAGGCAUGGGGUGGGCAGGUUGGGAGAGGGAGAGAGUGAGAAGCUGGCUGGGAAGGGAGAAGGUGCAGGAUGUGCGUCUGUGGAUGGAGUAGCAGGGCACAGGGGAGCAGCAGCGGGGGCAGAUGCUGCUUCUGGGUGUGAUGCUGGGGGAGGUGUGGAGAUGGGUGCGGCUGUGGUAGGAGACGGUUCCAAUGUAGAAAGGGCACGUUCUGAGGCAGGCGUGGGGGCAGGCGUGUGGGCAGGCGCUGAGGCAAGCGUUGAAGCAGGCGCUGUGGCAGGUGGUGAGGGAGGUGGUGGGGGAGGUGGUGGGGGAGGAAUAGGGGAGGUGAAGCGUGAAGGCGGAUUUUCAGCACCAGUGAGCGGAGAAGGUAGUGAGAAGCUUUCUUCUUUGGAGGAGGAGGUGACAGGAGCUUCAGAAGGGCGAGAAGCGAAGGGAGGGAGUGGGGUGGAAGGAGGAAGGGAAGGCAGCGGGGCGGAGGAGGAGCAGAGUGAUUCUGGUGGUGAUGGGAGUGAGCCGGCUAGACGAGAGUUUGGGGGAAUGAGAGAAGCUGAGGGGGGAGAUUUGAAGUUGCUGGGUAAGGGAUUAGGUUCGGAUGAGGCUAGACACGUGGCAGGGGAGAAGCAGGAGAAUGUGGGGGAUGUGGGAAGGGGAGUGAGAGAGGAAGUGGGCGAGGGUAAGGAGGCUCGGUUGGGGAGAGGCGAGUUGGAAGCAGCCGUUGGGGAUGGCAGAGGCUCGUCUCUGACUGGUUUAGUUAAAGGAGAAGAGAAGGCAGAGGCAGAGGCAGAGGCAGAGGCAGAGACAGAGACAGGGGCAAGGGCAGGGGAGGGGGCAGAGGCAGGGGCAGAUGCAGUGGGAGGGGCCAAGCCGGAGGCAGAGGCAAAGGCAGAUCCCAGCAUUGGGUCUGGCGGUGGGAUCUCUGUUUCUGCUUCCCAAGAGCCGCAAGGUCAAGCAGGCGAUGUUGAUAUGGUAGGCAGCAAGGCAGGUACAGGAUCUAGUUCAUCUAGUCGGGUAGGUGUCCCCCCCACUGCUCCCUCCAUGCCAUCCGCUGCCACACCCUCACACCAGGGCUCUGCCCCCGGGGCUGGUUCAUCUGGUGGGGCAGGUGCGCUGGGAGAGGGAGGUUCGGAAGUUAUGGAAGGUUCGGGUGAAAAGGCAGGUGCAAAUGGGAGGGCAGGAGCACGUGAAAGGGAGGCAGGAGAAGCAAAGAUGGAUGGGGAGAAUGGAGGGGAGGGGGAGCGAGUCAGAAGCAAUGUGGUGGAGGGUGGAGGGGGGAGCAGUCUGGGAGCUGCUCCUUCAGGUGGAUUGUCAGGUAGUUUAUCCGACAAGGUAGAGAGCGUUCAGGUGAAAACAGCAGGGCCAGGCGUGGAGCAGGCGUCACCAUCGGCAGCAGCAGCAGAUGGCCGGCAGACAGGUGCUUUUGAUGCGGGCGGCAAUAAAAUCCAAGAAUCUCGGGAAGAGCGACCUACGGCAGGCGACAGGAGUCAGAGAGAAGAUAGCAGUGUUGUAGUCAACAGGAAAACAAUAGAGAAUGGUGGAAAGCCCAUUAAGGAGGAUGUUGUUUCCUUACAACCAGACACUACAGCUGAGGUGGAUGGGACUGACAAUGAGCCAGAGGCGAAGCGCGGGAGCAGCACCACCAUCACCAGCAGCACCAGCAGCAGCACCAUCACCAGCAGCACCAGCAGUGGGGUAGGAGGGGAUGCAAGUAGCACAGCAGCAGGCAAUAAAGAGACGGGUACUGGCACAAUGGCCGCCAGUGGGACAGCCACUGAUGCGACAGCAAGCACUGCAGUAGGCAAUAACGGAGCCCUCAUUAGUGGAGCUCAGGUGGUCACCAGUACCACCCCCUUCAGCAUCAGCAGCAGCGGCAGCAGCUUUGCCGGUGCUGCCAGCAACCUGUAUGGGCUCAAGUCGCUGAUGCACAUGGUGAGGCAGUGGGAGGACAAGCAGGCGGUGCUGGAGCAGUAUAUUGAAGACAUGGCUGCAUCGUACGCAGCUAACCUUGCUUCUACGGAUGCUGAGCUGCUCUCGUUGAGGACUCGCCUGCGGAAUGCUACUGGUACCAUCGCAGGGCUGCAGGUGCAGCUGCAGAAUGCGGAGCGGCGGCAUGGGAAGGAUUUGGAGGACCGCGACUUCGAGAAGCAUUAUAAGACCGGGAAGGAGCUGGGACACGGGCAAUUCGGGACAACUUAUGAGUCGAUACAACUAGCGACGGAUAAUCGCGUGGCCGUCAAGGCAAUUCAAAAGAAAUCGAUGAAGCAGCCAAUAGCGGUGGAGGAUGUGGAGCGGGAGGUGAAGAUCCUGCAGCUGUUGUCGGGCCAUCCCAACGUGGUUCAGUUUAUCGACGUCUUUGAAGACACGGAACUCGUGUACAUUGCCAUGGAGUUAUGUGAAGGAGGAGAGCUGCUUGACAGGAUUCUGGGCAAGAAGGACAACCGGUACUCGGAGAAGGACGCUGCGAGUGUGGUGAGGCAGAUGCUCAACGUGGUGGCGCGCUGUCACCUGAACGGCGUCGUGCACCGCGACCUCAAGCCCGAGAACUUUCUGUUCGCCAACAAGACGGAGGAAUCACCUCUCAAGGCCACCGACUUUGGCCUCUCGGACUUCAGAAAGCCAGGCAAGCACUUCACGGACGUGGUGGGCAGCGCCUAUUACGUGGCUCCCGAGGUCCUCAAGAGGCGGUCGGGGCCGGAGAGUGACGUGUGGAGCAUCGGGGUCAUCACGUAUAUCUUGCUGUCUGGCAGACGACCGUUCUGGGAUAAAACAGAGGCCGGCAUUUUCAAUGAGGUGCUGAAGAAGAAACCCGACUUCAGGGAGAAGCCAUGGCCGCAGAUCUCCACCAGCGCCAAGGACUUUGUCAAGAAGCUGCUCAAGAAGGACCCCCGUGCUCGCCCCACCGCUGCACAAGCCCUGUCUCACCCAUGGGUGAAGGAGGGAGGCAAUGCGUCGUCCAUCCCGCUGGACAUAGCAGUGCUGUCCAACAUGCGGGAGUUUGUCAAGUACUCACGCCUCAAGCAGAUGGCGCUCAAGGCGCUAGCGACCACUUUGGAGAGCACGGAGGUGCAGCAGCUGAGGGACCAGUUCAACGCAAUGGACAUCAAUGGGGACGGCACCAUCACCAUCGAUGAGAUCCGACAUGCGCUCAACAAGGACCUCCCGUAUGAAGUGAAGGAGACCAAAGUGGUGCAAAUCUUGCAAGCUAUGGACACCAACUGUGAUGGCAUCAUUGAUUUCGAUGAGUUUGUGGCGGCCACGCUGCACGUGCAGCAGCUGGAGGAGGCUGAUUCAGCCAAGUGGGAGGAGCGUUCCAAGGCAGCAUUCAACCACUUCGACACGGAUGGAGAUGGCUUCAUCGACGCGGAGGAGCUGAGAGUGGCGGCGCAAGUGAAGGGGUCGCUGGGCCGAUUGAUAGACGAGGGGGAUGUGGACGGGGAUGGGCGAAUCAGCUUGCCCGAGUUUCAGAAGCUUCUGCGCUGCGCCAGCAUUAACUCUCGCACUAACACCACCUCGCGAUCUCGCGGCCGCUCGGGCUUUGGAGCAAUCGCUGAGUAG